Molecule: messenger RNA, 510 nt
Organism: Seminavis robusta
Lineage: Eukaryota; Bacillariophyta; Bacillariophyceae; Naviculales; Naviculaceae
Source: the annotation of a GenBank genome assembly
AUGCACCGCGUCCACACCCAUCUCGCGAGGACAGCAAGACUUGCCAGUCGAGCAAGGUCUGUCCGAAUAUCCUUGGCCGUCAUCAGUGAUCCAUCGAGUACCAGUAGUAGAAUCACCAGCAAUAGCUGCAGUCGCAGUUUUGCUACGGACAAGAAACCCGACUGGAUGAUAGAAGCCGAGCUCGAAGCCAUCGCUGCGACUAACGCACGUGCUAUAAAACAGGGAACCGCCAACGAUGUUGUCAUGGGCAAGCUGAAGCACGAGUUGGACGGGGAAAUUAUUUCGAAUGCCAUCAAAUUGGAAGAAAAAUUGGUCAUGAUUAUACAAAAGUGCAACGAUGCCAAAUCGGGGGCCAUGGUGGAUGCCCGCGGUCGUGCGGUCUACAACGCGCUUCGGAAAAAGGCAUUGGCAACACGGCAAGAUUUGAUUACGCAAAAGGAAGCAGCAGGAAUGGUGACGGACGCAACAUCUAUGGUCGAAUCUGCCCAUCCCAUUCCAGCUUCCAUGUAG